UUUUGUCGAAUUUUGUUUGAUAUGCAUAAUGUGGUUUUUACAUAAAUCGUUAGGCUUACUUAGUCGUGUGUAGCGUUAAAAACCUAUUUACUGGAGUGUCAACGGGCAUAAGAAUAUUUUAAGUAUACUGAUUAGCAUGCUAAUAAAAAAGGUGAAUCAUUGCUUUGGUAUAAAUGCCUUAAAUUUGUAAAUUAUCUGAACGUAAUUGGUUUAAGUAUCUGUUUUAUGUCUGUUGCGUACUUUCACUUUACUAGUAUUCAUAAAAUAAUGAUUAAUGAGUGUAGUCAGGCAUUAAUAAUGCAAUUGUGCACUAUUCACAUCUCAAUUAAACCUAAUUGUACAUUGUACCAAUUUGUUUGUAUGCAUGGCAUAAGUCCUUGAGUUCAAGUGCACUCACUCACGUUGCAUUCUAUCCCGAACAAUUGCUCAUUUUAUCAUAAUUAACUACUUUGUCAUUGACUGUUUGACUACAUAAUGUGGAAGAAUAAGGGAGAGGACUCGAACUGAAUAUCUAUCGGGUUUUCUGUGCUUUUGAUAUUCCUUGUUAAGUUGAUGAUGAUAUCAUGACAUAAUUUCAUGUACGCACUUCAACCCGAAUCUUCCUUUUAUCUCAACAACCUCUCAAAUUAUUUUGCAGAUUCAUUUCUGGAUUGGACGACUCAUAAUAAAUAAGGAGAAUUACUAACUCUUAUUUGUCAUGCGGAAGCUACUUCUCCUCUCAAAUUCUACGCUGCACGGUUCGGGAUUUUUGGAAUACGCACGAGAAUAUAUUCAAGAGUUCUUUAACAAAAAUGGUGUCAAACAAGUUCUCUUCGUGCCGUAUGCUGACACCACUUCCGAGGCGAAUUACACGACCAAAGUUAGAAACGAGUUGAGCAAGUGGGGCUUCACCGUGAAAGGAUUGAAUGAAACAUCCGACCCUAUUGAUGCAGUGAAUAAUGCCGAAUGCAUUUUCAUUGGAGGAGGCAAUACGUUUCAUCUCUUGAAGAAGUUGCAGGAUGCACAAUUAUUGGAGGCUAUUCGUAAACGGGUGCUGACUGAUGGAAUUCCAUACAUGGGAAGCAGUGCUGGAACAAACGUUGCAACAGUGUCAAUUUGCACAACAAACGACAUGCCGAUCGUCCAUUGCAAAAGUUUCGACGCAAUUGGGCUUCUUCCAUUCAAUAUUAAUCCGCAUUUUAUUGAGACAAAAGAGGAUAGCACGCAUAUGGGGGAAACUCGGGAGGACAGAAUCAACGAAUACCACAGCCUUCCAAUGAAGAUGCCACCGGUUCUUGGACUUCGAGAGGGAUCAUUUCUACACGUGAUGGGUGAUCAGGCUACACUGGGCGGAUUAUUUCCUGCACGGUUAUUCCUCCAAGGCCAGGAUCCGAAAGAAUAUCCUACCGGGUCGGAUUUGAGCUUUCUCCUAUCAAAUUAAGAACGACUGGACCGGACUGAACUGAACUGACUGCAUCUGGCCAAACUAGUCAUCAUUUAUUACUUCACUAAGAAAUUAUUUGAAGGAAAACUUUUUGUGUGCUUAAAAUUACUAAAGAAAUUCGACUCCAUUUAUUAUUCAACUUUUCCAAUAUUCUUUGAAUGAGAAUCAAUUCAUUAUACCGUAUUUAUAUUUUGGUCCAAAAAUUUGUACAUGAAUCAGAAAUUGUAUUGACAAAUUUUCUACCAAGCGUAUUUUGAAGCUUUGGUCACGACAUCAAGUAUACAUAAUAAAAUAAUUUUAUAAUCAAUCUCAA
Folsomia candida is the source of this 1736-nucleotide messenger RNA. RefSeq names its product alpha-aspartyl dipeptidase. The record is from RefSeq and is a predicted model, not a curated record. Gene Ontology annotation, molecular function: serine-type peptidase activity. The transcript has 7 exons. The coding region runs from base 698 to 1420 and encodes 240 amino acids. Lineage: Eukaryota; Metazoa; Arthropoda; Collembola; Entomobryomorpha; Isotomidae. Gene Ontology annotation, biological process: proteolysis.